AUGUUUGUCGAUACUCCUCCUGCAACGACGGAAGCCUCGGGACUUGGACAUCUCCCUAUUCCACGAGCAACGAGGAGGCCUACUCGAUCUACUGAGUCAGGUUCGAGGUCUCGACUUGUAGAUAUUUUUUCCGCUCCAAGUGCAGAGCCAAGGAGGGCCAGGUCGACCAUGGUCACUGUUCCUGAAGAUUGCAGUUUUUUGUCUCGCCUCGUGGGGGUGGCCAGUUAUCUACGACCUCUUGUGUCGGAGUCCGACAAAGAGAAGAUGGACGGACUCUCGUGGCAGUGCCUUCUCAACGAGGGUAUGCAUGCUGGCAACCGGGUUGUCGUGCUCGUGAACGAAGGUUUUCUUCUAGCUCAGCAUGAGAUAGAUGACUUACGGGCUCAGUUGGAUCCCCAGGGCCGAGUCACUGAGAAGUUCAAGCUUCUCCUCCAACAAAAGAAAGAUGAGUUGAGCCAUACCGUCGGUCCUCCAACCCUCCGAAUAGAGCUUGAAGCAGCUAAGGAGGAGAACUUUCGAUUAAAAAAUGAGCUUGAUGAUUCAGUCCACAAGAACAAAGUCCUAGAAAAGGACAAUAAGGAGCUCAGCCCGGGCAACUCCGAAUACGCCACAAAGCUUAGUGAGUUAGAGGCCACUAUCACCCAAUUGAGGGAAGUACUUGAUUCAAUCAAAGGCGAGGCUGCUAAGAUGGAGGAGAAGUUCAGGCAGCUCAAAGUCGAAAGGGCCACUGAGAAGGAAACCUUAAACGUUGCCCAAGAAAAGGUCGAGAUUCGAGCCCAGGCCUUUGAGGAACUUAAGAGUGAGAUCGAGGCCGCCAUUCGAGACAAUGAUGGACUUCAGGCCGAGCUGGCAUCUUCUAACGAGGUUCGGAUCACUCUGAGCGAUAUGAGGUCCGAGUUGGAGGAAAAAUUAAAGAAGACUCAGGCCGACCUGAAGGAAGCCCAUGAACAAAUUGAGGUUACCGAGGCUCGAUCCACCCUUCUAGUAGAAUAUGUGAAGUGGAAGUCUAGAAGAUCUACGCUCGAGGCAGCUCAACGAGGCAUUACGGAUAUCCCUGCUCGGAUUGCUGAGGCAAAAACAAUCGAGGAUAAAGCCAAGAAAGCUCUUGAAGAUAGCUCUGAGAAAGACCCAGAAGGGUCCGGCUCUGAUGACUUGGGCUCUUCUUUGACAGAUUAA
Lycium ferocissimum is the source of this 1176-nucleotide messenger RNA. RefSeq lists its product as uncharacterized. Bases 1 to 1176 code for a protein of 391 amino acids. The record is from RefSeq and is a predicted model, not a curated record. NCBI's taxonomy places the organism in Eukaryota, Viridiplantae, Streptophyta, Magnoliopsida, Solanales, Solanaceae. The transcript has 2 exons.